AUGGUUGAUGACACUGCAGCCAGCAAACUAAGGACUAUUCCUCUGUCCAACAACACCAUCGGCAGGCGCAUUUAUGACAUGUCAAAGGACAUAGAGGAGCAGCUUAAUGACAAAGUGCGUGACAGCCGCUUUUCUCUUCAGAUGGAUGAAGCCACUGACAGUGUUCUCACUCAGGACAAAAGUCGUUGGUCUGUGAAAUAUCCUGAUAAUCCGAUCUGUGCUGUGAGAGGAUUCAGUGUCUCCAUUCCCUGCAGUUAUUAUUAUGAUCCAACAUCAAAUCCCAAUAUUCAGUUGAGGAAAAAGCUUUGGUGCUCGAUGAACUCAAACACAGGCACGUGUGUAAACCCUCCGUAUGUUUAUGACAGCUCAUCAAACACCAACUCAGACUUUGAGUACGCUGGAGACGACAAAUCAAACUGCACUUUAUUAAUCCACAAUCUACAGUUCAGUUAUUCUGGAAAGUACAGAUUCAGAUUUAUAACUGCUAAUCCUGAUGACAGAUGGACAGGUUUUCCUGGAGCGACUCUACAAGUUGCAGAUUUAAAGGUGUCACUAAUCAGGCUCAGUGGAAACGGGACCCUUAAACAAGGAGACUCGUUAAAUCUGAUGUGUGAUGUGACGUGUACACACAGUUCCUCACAGUUCAUGUGGUCUAAGAACAACGAGCUCUUACCUGAAUCAGGACCCGUUCUUCACUUUCCUGCUCUAACCGUGAGGGAUUCUGGGAAUUACACCUGCACUUGGAAAACCAACGAGGCCUCAGAAUCUGAAACGAUCAGCCUUCACGUCGAGGGUGGUCGUUGGUCUGUGAAAUAUCCUGAUAAUCCAAUCUGUGCUGUGAGAGGAUUCAGUGUCUCCAUUCCCUGCAGUUAUUAUUAUGAUCCAACAUCAAAUCCCAAUAUUCAGGUGACACAAAAGCUUUGGUGCUCACUGAACUCAAACACAGAUGUUUGUUUAAACCCUCCAUACGUUUAUGACAGCUCAUCAAACACCAACUCAGACUUUGAGUACGCUGGAGACGACAAAUCAAACUGCACUUUAUUAAUCCACAAUCUACAGUUCAGUUAUUCUGGAGAGUACAGAUUCAGAUUUAUAACUGAUAAUCCUGAUGGCAGAUGGACAGGUUUUCCUGGAGCGACUCUACAAGUUGCAGAUUUAAAGGUGUCACUAAUCAGGCUCAGUGGAAACGGGACCCUUAAACAAGGAGACUCGUUAAAUCUGACGUGUGAUGUGACGUGUACACACAGUUCCUCACAGUUCAUGUGGUCGAAGAACAACAAGCUCUUACCUGAAUCAGGACCCGUUCUUCACUUUCCUGCUCUAACCGUGAGGGAUUCUGGGAAUUACACCUGCACUUGGAAAACCAACGUGACAUCAGGAUCUGAAACGAUCAGCCUUCACGUCGAGGGCGAAAAUCAGUGGAAAAUCUGGAUCAUUGUUUUGGUGAUAGUGGGAGUGAUUUUGAUCGGUUUAGCCAUUGGAGCUGUGAUUUACAAGAGGCGGUUUGUCAGCACUGAGCAGCAGAAGGAGGAUGAUUGUGCUAUCUACGCUAACAUACAGCAACAGAAUAAUUCUCCAGUCUAUGCUAAUGUACAGCUAUAGCUCUCUAUGCAAUAACAAUGAGCUGAUCAGAGUUUCACACCUCGUUCACUUCAUUCAUGUCUUCUGUUUGUGAAUUUCCCCUUUGAACUGAAAAAGACAAACAUGAUACAGCCUUCACGCUUGCUGUGUUUUGCAUUUGAACUAAAUUUUAUAAUGUCAUAAAUAAAGGUUGGUUAAGAUGUUUAUG
Neoarius graeffei (lesser salmon catfish) is the source of this 1789-nucleotide messenger RNA. RefSeq lists its product as uncharacterized. NCBI's taxonomy places the organism in Eukaryota, Metazoa, Chordata, Actinopteri, Siluriformes, Ariidae. The record is from RefSeq and is a predicted model, not a curated record. The coding region runs from base 1 to 1602 and encodes 533 amino acids. The transcript has 7 exons.